UCGGUUCACAUGAAUCCUGCAGGGAUCCGGACGAAGUCGCGGUGUCUCAGUCUCUCGUGUGUUCGCGGGGGUCGGUGUGUGUGUGAGUGUGUGUGUUCUCUGUAGUGAAGCAGAUCUCCCGUGGAUCUGACCCGGCUCUGGAGCUCGGGAUGACCCAUCGGCUGGAGGAGCGCAGACCUGCUGAUUCUUGACAUCAUGACGGAGUUCAGUAACCUGACGUCGCUCAUGAAUAACGUGAGCGAGUUCUCCAAUAACACGGCGAGCUGCCCGUUAACCAAGACUGGCUUUCAGUUUUACUAUCUCCCCAUCGUCUACAUCAUGGUCUUCCUCACAGGCUUCAUCGGAAACAGUUUGGCCAUAUGGAUGUUCGUGUGCCACAUGAGGCCGUGGAGCAGCAUCUCCGUCUACAUGUUCAACCUGGCGCUGGCCGACUUCUGCUACGUGCUCUCGCUGCCGUUCCUCAUCUUCUACUACUUCAACAAAACCGACUGGAUAUUUGGAGACGUCCUAUGCAGACUCCAGAGGUUCAUCUUCCAUGUGAAUCUCUACGGAAGCAUCCUGUUCCUCACGUGCAUCAGCAUGCACAGAUACUCCGGCGUCGUGCAUCCGCUCAAGUCGCUCGGGAGGCUGAAAAAGAAGAACGCCGUUCGCACCGUGGCGCUCGUCUGGUUCAUAGUGGUGGUGGGCAUCUCUCCCAUCCUCUACUACUCCCGAACCGGCCCUAAGAAGGAGUUAACCACGUGCUACGACACCACGACCGAAGACGAGCUGCCGGGAUACUUCAUCUACAGCAUGUGCAUGACGGUGUUCGGCUUCUGCAUCCCGUUCAUCAUCAUCUUCAGCUGCUACGGCGGCAUCGUCAAAGCCCUGAUCUGCAACGACAUGGACAACGCUCCGCUGAGGAGGAAGUCCAUAUACCUGGUCAUCAUCGUGCUCACGGUGUUCGCCGUGUCCUACCUGCCCUUCCACGUGAUGAAGAACCUGAACAUGCGAGCGAGACUGUACUUCCAGAGCCCGGACAUGUGUGUCUUUAACGACCGUGUGUAUGCCACGUACCAGGUGACCCGCGGCCUGGCCAGCCUCAACAGCUGCGUCGACCCGGUCCUGUACCUUCUUGCCGGAGACACGUUCAGACGCAGGCUGUCCAGAGCCACCAAGAAGUCCACCAGGAAGGGAGAUCACCCGGUGCAGUCCAAGAGCGAGGAGACGGCGCUCAACAGCCAGCCGGAGUGUGUCCAGAACGGGGACGACCGGGACUGACCUUCUCUUAGACUGAUGCUUUAAAGAUGAGUGUUACUCCUCCUGUGUUGCUCUGAAUGUUUUCAUCGACUGAUCCUUCACUGAUCAGCGUGUAACAGUCUGAAUAUAAGAAGCGCUGAAGACGCUGGGAUCUGUUCUCACUCAGUAGUUAAGAUGCACUAUACUGUAGAUAUUGAGUGGUUAUUAUUUCUCUACCUGUAUGUUUAAAGCAUCCGAGAUGUGUUUGUGAACCGAUGUGUGUUCUGCGUUUACUGUAAAUACGUGUGAUUAAUAUCCGCCUGUGAAUGAUGAAGACACUCUCAUAGCCAUGUUUUAAACAGUCGAUGAAUACUGUAAUGUAUGACUCUUUAACGAUCUGUAGUAUUUAAAGCUAAAACAAAUACAGAGACCUAAAUGAAAAGUACAUUAACCGCUCUUUAUUAUCAGGUCUACCAAAAGAUAGUGAGUUAGUGAAUAGUAUUGUAUGUAUAUUAUAUAUGUAUUGUAUCUUCUCAUUGUUAUAGCUGGAUCAUUUAGUUAAAAGCAUUUAAAAUGCAACAUGACUCAAGUAAUUGAAGUGGUUUACUGUAUGUUUCAUGAUGUUGAAUGCACUUAUCUGCUGAAGUGCUGUAGAUGACUAUCCUUCAGUCUGCUUUCUCACUCCAUUACUCUGUCUACUGUCCUGUCUGUCUUUAGUCUCUUCACACCCGUCUAGUUCAAGCCCUUAGAUAUCAGACUGAAAGAACAAGACGGGACGAGGAACGAGCGAGGAGUAAAUAAAGCUGCACUUUCUUUUCCUCGCA
Molecule: messenger RNA, 2042 nt
Organism: Carassius gibelio (silver crucian carp)
Lineage: Eukaryota; Metazoa; Chordata; Actinopteri; Cypriniformes; Cyprinidae
Product: P2Y purinoceptor 1-like
Exons: 2
Coding region: 196-1260 (354 amino acids)
Biological process (GO): relaxation of muscle; phospholipase C-activating G protein-coupled receptor signaling pathway; platelet activation
Cellular component (GO): plasma membrane
Molecular function (GO): G protein-coupled ATP receptor activity; ATP binding; G protein-coupled ADP receptor activity
Source: RefSeq, a predicted model, not a curated record